Messenger RNA from Didymodactylos carnosus, 405 nucleotides. The record is from the annotation of a GenBank genome assembly. Lineage: Eukaryota; Metazoa; Rotifera; Eurotatoria; Philodinida; Philodinidae.
UAUUAGAUAACAAGUUCUAUCACAGCUGUUUAGAAAAAAAAGUGGUUCGGAGACGAUCAACUAGUUCCAGAGAUCAAAGCAAUCGCAGAAGGUUCAUUUAAAAAAAAGGGAUAUGAAGCGGGUAUUCGCGGCAAGGGUUAUAUUGUUAUGGCAUUAGAAGCAGCAUUAUGGGCAUUCUGGGAUUCCAGUUCGUUCGAAGAUGGUGCGAUAAAAGCUGUCAAUCUAGGCGAUGAUACGGACACAACAGCGGCAAUAUAUGGACAACUGGCUGGAGCUGUUUAUGGUGUUGAACGCUUACCAGAACGCUGGGUUGACCAACUUUAUGCUCGAAACUAUAUAGAAUGGCUGGCAAAAUGGCUGAAUUACAGGGGAAAUGAAUGGUACUGUAAGAAUCAUAAAACAUAA